AUGCCAGGAGACAAGAAGAAGAAGAAGGCGUCCGAGAAAAAUAAAUCAAGAUCCGUUCGGGCCGAAUUGAACUUUCCCAUUGGCCGUAUUCAUCGUUUGCUUCGUAAGGGUAACUAUGCUGAUCGAAUUGGUGCCAGUGCUCCAGUCUAUCUUGCAGCAGUGCUUGAAUACCUUUCUGCCGAAAUUUUGCAAAUGGCUGGAGAAGCGGCACGUGUUAACAAGAAAAACCGGAUCACUCCUCGACACUUGCAGUUGGCCAUACGGAACGACGAUGAACUGAAUGUGCUUCUCUCCGAUGUAACGAUCUCUCAAGGUGGUGUGCUACCUAAUAUCAAUUCUGCACUCCUUCCUAAGCAAUCAGCUGACAUGCCAUCAACUUCGGAGGAAAUUAAGAUUGAUGUGACCUGA
Molecule: messenger RNA, 408 nt
Organism: Cercopithifilaria johnstoni
Lineage: Eukaryota; Metazoa; Nematoda; Chromadorea; Rhabditida; Onchocercidae
Source: the annotation of a GenBank genome assembly